AUGUCCGCCCUUUGGCUGAGCUCUCCCAGCGACCCCGGCCUCACCACAGUGAAAUGUGAGGAGGACACCUCUUGGAGUGGAGAAGAUCUCCAGUCGGUGGCCCUGCUGGAAGUGAAGAAGUUCUUCUGUUGUCCCGUGUGUGGUAAAAGAUUCGCCCAGAGACACAAUCUGGUGAAACAUCAGCGGAUCCACAGCGGUGAGCGCCCGUACGCCUGCGGCCAAUGUGGGAAGAGCUUCAUACAGAAGCAGCACCUCACCAAGCACCAGCGUCUACACACCGGCGAACGGCCCUACGUGUGCCAAGUGUGCGGCCGCGGCUUCAGCCUGAAACACAACCUGACCACGCACCUGAGGAUUCACACCGGAGAGAAACCGUAUCCGUGUGCCGAAUGCGGCAAGAACUUCAGCCGCCGCCAGACGUUUAUCAAUCACUACAGGAUCCACACCGGACAAAGACCCCACGAAUGUCCUGAGUGCGGACGGAGCUUUGUCCAGAAGCAGCACCUCACCAAACACCUCCGCGUCCACAGCGGAGAACGCCCCUUCGUGUGCGGCCAGUGCGACCGAAGUUUCAGCAUGAAGCACAAUCUCUUCACACACCUGAAGAUACACAGUGGGGAAAAGCCUUUCAGCUGCUCCGAGUGCGGCAAGAACUUCAUCCAGAAGCAGCACCUGACCAAGCACCUGCGGCUGCACAGCGGGGAGCGGCCCUUCAGCUGCCAGCACUGCGGCAAACAGUUCAACAUUAAACAUAACCUGGUGACCCAUCAGAGAACCCACACCGGAGAACGUCCAUUCUCCUGCCUGGACUGUGGUAAGACCUUCAACCGGCAAGGAAUCCUCAACAUGCAUCGUAGAACACAUGAUGGGGAGAGACUGUACGCUUGCCACCAGUGCGGGAAAAGGUUCCUACAGAAGAAGAACUUGACCAAGCAUCAGAGGAGGACCCACACCGGGGAAAAGCCCUUUCUGUGCACGCAGUGUGGAAAGUCCUUCAACCAGAAGCACACGUUGAUCAACCACCUCCGGAUCCAUUCCGGGGAAAGGCCCUACUCCUGCCACUUAUGCAGGAAAAGUUUUAUCCAGAAACAACACCUGACCAAGCAUGUCCGCCUUCACACUGGCGAGAGACCGUAUGCCUGCCACGAGUGUGGGCGGAGCUUCAGUCUGAAACACAAUCUGACCACCCACCAGCGGAUCCACACGGGGGAACGGCCUUACCCCUGCAAUCACUGCGGGAAAAGGUUCAACCGCCGCAGCAUUCUUCUGAGCCAUGAGAGGACUCAUCUUCUGGUCCCACCACCCGCCGGCCGGAGCCGGUGA
Molecule: messenger RNA, 1323 nt
Organism: Staurois parvus
Lineage: Eukaryota; Metazoa; Chordata; Amphibia; Anura; Ranidae
Source: the annotation of a GenBank genome assembly